Molecule: messenger RNA, 740 nt
Organism: Oncorhynchus tshawytscha (Chinook salmon)
Lineage: Eukaryota; Metazoa; Chordata; Actinopteri; Salmoniformes; Salmonidae
Product: immunoglobulin lambda-1 light chain-like
Source: RefSeq, a predicted model, not a curated record
GAUGGAGAUCUGGCUACACCUGCUGUGACUCUGUUCCCUCCAUCCACUGAAGACCUCAAGUCCAGCAGAGCAACACUGGUGUGUCUGACUAGUGACCUGUCUCAGAGAUCCAAGGGGUUGGCAGAUGUCAGCUGGAUGUCUAGCGGUGAAUCAGUAACAGAAGAUGUUUCUACCAGCCCUGCUGAGCAGCAACCAGACAACACCUUCAGGAUCAGCAGCUAUCUGACCAUUCAGACUGCAGACUGGGACAAGGACGUGGUGUUCACAUGUAAAGUGUCGUUGGGGUCGACAUUCUCUGAGAAAGAGAUCAGAAAGACUAGUUGCAGUCUGUAAAUCAAUAGUUUCAGACAAUCAAUACAACUGGUAGUUUGUUAAUGCUUCAGAAUGAGUGCAGCUGUUAUUUCAUUAGAACUGUUAAGUGAUGUUUUGAUCUUUGCUUUGCUGUUAAAUAUAGAAGUUAAAAUCCUAACAACAUGGAUGUUAUUGGGCUGAAGUCUGAAUGCAGCAGUGAAUAGUAUGACCAUAACCAAUGUAAUGUCAAAUAGUUGUUUCUCAUCACAAGUUACUAUUGAUGCAUUCAUUGUACCAGCAUCAUGUUCUCUAGAACAUAACAUCUGAAACACUGUCAUGAUGACUAGAUCUCUCUACUAUUGUGAAAUGAGUUGAAUUACUAAUGAUAAAGGAAUAGUUAGAGCUUUGUUGUAUUGUGGAUAUUCAAUAAAGAACAUUCUAAAGAACAA